Messenger RNA from Rosa rugosa (rugosa rose), 3624 nucleotides. Its product is annotated as protein WUSCHEL-like. Gene Ontology annotation, biological process: plant organ development. Gene Ontology annotation, molecular function: DNA-binding transcription factor activity; DNA binding. The record is from RefSeq and is a predicted model, not a curated record. Lineage: Eukaryota; Viridiplantae; Streptophyta; Magnoliopsida; Rosales; Rosaceae. Bases 1025 to 1768 code for a protein of 247 amino acids. The transcript has 2 exons.
UAUAUACUUAUGCAUACCGUACAGACCGUAUAUACUUAUGUAUACCGUACAUACCGUAUAUACGUCCGUAUAUCAAGCAUAUACGAGAUCCAAAAAUAUUUGUAAGAGGUAAGGUUCGAACUCCCGACCUCGAACACGAAGGUUUUGCUCCCAACCACUGAAGCAAGAGCUGCCUUCAUUAAUAUAUGCUCACGUGUUAUAUUUAUUAUGUCAUAAGUGACAUAAAUAAAAUAACGGGGAAGACAAGGUUCGAAACCUCAACCUGCCGCACGAAACCUUUGUCCCCCAACCACUGGAGCACAAGCUGUGCUUAAUAUAAUGUGUACAAAUGUUAUACUUAUUAUGUCAUAAGCGAACAUAAUAAAAAUAAACGAGAGGCAAGGUUCGAACCUCUGACCUCUUGUACAAGAGCCUUGCUCUUCAACCACUAGAGCACCAGCUGCUCUCGUUACUAUCCAUGCAACUUCUUUCAUUUAUUCUAUCAUAAGCGAUAGAAUAACAACAAACUGUCGGUACACUCCACGUGCCACGACACGUCUCUUCCGUGAUUUACGGAAAGCAAAUCACUUUCUGCUAAAGCUGUCUGCCACAGCGUCUCGAGGUUCGGCCUGUCCCCUUACACGCUCAACACGCGCCAACAGCUUUUCCGGGUUUCGGGGCGACUUUAAUCCAACGCGUAGAAUGAAUCACAGGAAUCGUCCAUCCAACGGUGGAGAUCUGCUCACCUCGCUCUAUAAAUAGGUGCAUUCUGGAGAAAAACUGUUCACACCAAAGAAAAGAAAUUUUCCCCAGCCAUUCUCUCUCAAACUCUUCAGCCUUCCUCUCGAAACUCAAAUCCUUUCUUCAUCAAUUUCAAUCCUUCUCCUCCCGAUCUUCUCUUCCAUCUGGUAGAUUCAAUCUCUUCUUUUCUCUGAACUUUCAGAUCUCCAACCCACCAUCAUCAUCCUUAAUCCCUUUAACAACAACUCCUUCAAACACCCGACAACUUUACUCUUCGAUCUUCACAUCCCCUCAACCCAUCACCAUGGAACCACGAACUCUGCAACUGAUGGAGCUACAAACCCAGCAACAAAUCGAGGAUGGAGGAAACAACCAAGCAGCCGGGAGUAGUGCCAACACAGAUUUCUGGCGAAGCCGUGCCAGGUGGGUUCCUACUCCAGAUCAAAUAAGGAUCCUCAGGGAUCUUUACUACGACAAGGGAGUUAAGACCCCAACUACAGAGCAGAUUCACGAGAUCUGUCUCCAGCUGCAACAGUAUGGACAGGUUGAGGGCAAGAACAUUUAUUUUUGGUUCCAGAAUGUCAGGGCUCGAGAGAAGCAGAUGAAGAGGUGCAAUCAGGCUGCUCAAGUGCCCAUGGGAACUAGUUCUCCUGGUACUGGUGGAUCCAUUGAUCUCAAUUUUGGGUCCACUGGUUCUACUGGUGCUGGUGGAUCCAUCGACAUCAAUUUUGGGCCAGCUGGUGGAUCCAUUGACAUCAAUUUUGGGUCCACUAGUUCUACUGGUGCUGGUGGAUCCAUUGAUCUCAAUUUUGGUUCCACUGCUUCUACUGGAGGACAAUCUUCCAUGGAACAACGAGGAGGAGUUCGCCAGGAGUUUGAAACUCUUCCUCUGUUCCCCGUGCACGGCGAGGACGUCUAUGGUAACCCGAAGACUACUUCCGAGGAAGGUAGCGCAUAUGAUUACUAUUUCGGUGGCGCAGGCGGUUACAACCGUGGAUCUCCAGUUUCUCUUGAGCUCAGCCUCAACCCAUCCGGAGCUACUGAUUAGGCUUAGUAUAGCGUAGUUCCAAUUUCCUUUUUGUAAUAUUAAAUCAAUAAGAUGGUGUGCAUGUUCUCUUUUCUUUUUGUUUAACCAACAACAACACCAAGGAUCGAACCUUGGUCACCCAAUACUAUUUUCAAAACCAUAAACAACUCUACUGCACACAUCUUUCAUAAUGAUGCAAUAAAAACAAUCACUCAAAAAGAAUCCAACAAUCAAUUAAGUCGCAUCGAGGUCUAGCUAGUAUCCUCUGAGUCAAACCAAACACAAACAAUUUCAUCGAUAGGAUUAGGGAUUUAUAAAGCUAAACACAUCCUGAGUUAGCUAGGAAAAACCCACGUCUUUAGAGUUACUCUUACAAAUCUUAUAAAAUCUCAACCAUUUCCUCUAUUAAUUGCUCCAUUAAACUUACCACAAUUCAUACCCUAUGAAUUUACGAUUUAGAAACCGAAUCAAACUCCAUAUCGCAUAGUAAUUCACUUGAACCACUAUGGAUACCCAACAAUGUCACUACAAUCAAUACCCAAAAUUGCACUUAACCAUUUCUCCUAAAAUCCAUCACCACAGAAACACACCCUCAUCUAAUAACAUUUACAGAGAGUUGACUCUAAAUCUCCCCAUUAUUUACCGACCAAGAUCAAACUCCAUUUCAAAACUUUAAGUGUCCCGCCUACUUAAACUUAAAACACAAACAACCUCAAAUUCACUUCAGUCCAACUCCAUACUACGAUCCAAAACUUAAGAAAACUAGUUCACAAAAUCAAUUUCCUUCACUUAAAUAAAACUAUGUCCACAAGUCAUAGUCAGGUCAACAGACCAAGGUGUCCAAACGGAGAAUUUCCAAUCCAGUUGUCUUUGUGAAACGCAAAAUAUCAAUCAAAAUGAUGCUCGCAACAUCAACCACGUAUACAAAACAUGUUCCUCGGAUCUCGAUUUAAAUUUAGAAAUACUAAAACUACCACUAGUCCCACUUCAAAUAGCCCUUAAGAUUUUAGGUACUCGGAGAGAACUCAAAUAUAUAGUCGUUCGUCUCAAUCACUCAAACACGAGAUCAAACUCCGUUCUCGCACCUCAAACUCUGCUCAACAACUUACAAGCACAUGGAAGAAUUAACCACAAUAAUUUCUUCCCUAACCGCAACACUACUCACAACUCCACAUGAGUCUAGAAUCUAUUCAGAUGCAUCUGUAUGUCCAACUUAAGAAGGCAAAAUUACUAUCAAUUAAUACUCGUAUCCACAUCAGAUACGAGCAUAGGUCCACACCAUGCCUUCAACCAAACACUUCUACAUACAAAAGGAAACUCAUUUCCAUAAACAAUCCUCACUGACUCAUCAGAGUUAAAUCCGGAGGUUUCCAUUCCUCAAAGAUUACAACCUGCGGAAACUAAACUUAUUCUAAUACGAACUUAGAAGACAACUCUACCGUCCUACUGACAUACACGCUGUCUAGACCCCAUACUAAGACAUACCCAAUGAUUAUACCAGUACCGAAGAGUAUACGAUGGGGAUCCGCUGCAGACGGGCCAUCACUCGGGGAGUACUGAUUAUCACCAAAUAUGUACCUUACGCUCUGAUACCAAACUGUCACGCCCCGAAUUUUAAAUACAAUUAAAAAUCCGAAACAUGAAUUAAUACAACUCACAUAAAUACAACCUGAAUUUUUUUCUCAAAACAACCACACCUCACAUCGCUCGAUAUUACAUAAACCAAAUCUCAAAUUUGUUUAUUACAGCACACUCUCACCAAAUUAUAUUGUAAGGCUCAAAUGAGCAUAACUCACCUCACAAUUACAAUUGCUGUAAAACUAAAACAAAUUCUCUAACCCGCACGAUCACCGUCCUGAUUCUCCUGACCUGCAGGA